Lycium ferocissimum is the source of this 692-nucleotide messenger RNA. Its product is annotated as V-type proton ATPase subunit F. The record is from RefSeq and is a predicted model, not a curated record. The coding region runs from base 6 to 398 and encodes 130 amino acids. Gene Ontology annotation, biological process: proton transmembrane transport. Gene Ontology annotation, cellular component: membrane; proton-transporting V-type ATPase, V1 domain. Gene Ontology annotation, molecular function: proton-transporting ATPase activity, rotational mechanism. Lineage: Eukaryota; Viridiplantae; Streptophyta; Magnoliopsida; Solanales; Solanaceae. The transcript is spliced from 4 exons.
UUUCGAUGGCUAACCGAGCUCCUGUCAGGACUAACAACUCAGCCCUCAUUGCAAUGAUUGCUGAUGAGGACACUAUUACCGGAUUUUUACUGGCUGGAGUUGGCAAUGUUGAUUUGAGGAGGAAAACAAAUUACCUUAUUGUGGAUUCAAAAACAACGGUGAAGCAGAUUGAAGAUGCUUUUAAGGAAUUCAGCACAAGAGAGGACAUCGCAAUUGUGUUAAUCAGCCAAUAUGUGGCCAACAUGGUAAGAUUUUUGGUUGAUAGUUACAAUAAACCAAUUCCGGCCAUUUUGGAGAUUCCUUCAAAGGACCAUCCAUAUGAUCCUGCCCAUGAUUCCGUUCUAUCACGAGUGAAGUAUCUCUUCUCUAGUGAAUCAGUGGCCUCCGAAAGGCGUUAAUGUUGGAGUAAUGUUUCAAUAUGCCCCAACUAUUUCAUAAUAUCUUGAUCUUGUAUCAUGUCACCAUUCUAUCAAGAGGUAUUCAUUUUGUAAUCUUUUUUUUUGUUUUAGAUAUUUAAGCGGUUUGUGUUGUUCUUGACUGUUGAUACAAGAUGUUGUAUAAGUUAAAGUGUGACUGAGAGUGAACAACUUGCUGGAAAUAAGUCAGUUGCUGCGGCUUCUGUCCUUUGGUAGAUUCAAAUGAUAUUAUGGAUGAUUAUUCUUGAAAAAGAAUCAAGUAGAAUGCUUGAAUAA